AUGCACGCAUCAUGCUUGCGGUUGCUGCACUCUUCACUUUCACUUGUCUUGGCUUCUUUCCCCACUGCUCUCCCCACUCCUCUGCGCCCCCUUCACUUCCCCGUUCCCCCCCCCCCCCCCCCCCACCCCCUCUCCUCCCUUCCUGUCUCUGUCCCGACCUGCCCCCUCUCAUCCCAUCAUGUCACUCACACGGGAGUGGCAGUGGCGUGGGACAUGGAGUGCACAGGCAGCAGCUGCUCUCCACCCAACCCACCCAAGGUGGAGGGGAGGGGCGUGGUGGUCAACACCACCACUCGCCCGCACCACUCCCCUGUGGCCGUGCAGGUGGCAGGGGUGGGAGGGGAGGGGGGCAGCACUCCACUCGGCUGGGAUGGGAUGGGAGAGUAUCGGGAUGGGGUCGUCUGGAACAAGCAUCAGCAGCCAGUCCGCUCCUGCAGCAGAGGCACGUGCGGGCAGGCCAAGGGGUGGCACUCCAGCCAGAGGGAGAGCAGAGCAUGCGGACUGUUUCCUGCUGCACAAGGUGCCAGUGGUGGGCUGGAGGCAAGGCGGGAAGAAUGCUGCCAUGAAGGAGAGUAUCUGAGGUUGCUCACACUGGAGUGGCAGUGGCGGGGGACAUGGAAUGCACAGGCAGCAGCUGCUCUCCACCCAACCUUUCCACAGCUAAGUGCGGGGGAGGGGUGUGGGGUCGGCACUGCCAUUCCCUCACGCCUCUCCCCGGUGGCCGUGCAGGGAGGGACGCACACGGGAAGGCUGGGAGGAGGGCUGCCGGGGAAGGAGUCACCUGGUGCUGCUGCAGCUGCCCUGUACUCCUCUCAGGUGCAGGUACUCCUCUCAGGUGCAGGUGCAGGUGUGCAGGUACCCCCUCAGGUGCAGUCCUUGGGUCUGCAGUUUGUGACUUGGCCUCUACCAGUGGCCCCUCCCCUCUCCCGCCUUGCAAAUGCCGUCCCCUCUCUUGCAGUUUCAACCUUCAUCCCCUCGCUGCCCACUGACCAGCUCUGCGUGUGUGCCUUGCAGUUGGAGGGGAGGGGCGGGGGUCAACACCGACGCUCCCCCACGCCCCUCCCCUGUGGCCGUGCAGGUACUCGUGGGGAUGGAAGGGAGGCAGCACGCCAAUCGCUGCCACAAGGGAGAGUAUCGGGGUGGGCUUGGCCUCUCAAGGUGUGUUGUCUGAUUCCCUCCUCUCUCUUUCUCCCCCUCUCCCCUUCUAGCAGCCUGAAGGAGGGAGGCGCACUGGAGCAAGGGCGAUACAGAGGCAUCCCUCCUCUAAUCUCCCCCCCCCUUCUCUCCCUCCUCCUCCCACUCCCCAGCAGCCUUGGCAUCAUGGCGCUCUGA
Molecule: messenger RNA, 1332 nt
Organism: Closterium sp. NIES-65
Lineage: Eukaryota; Viridiplantae; Streptophyta; Zygnematophyceae; Desmidiales; Closteriaceae
Source: the annotation of a GenBank genome assembly